This is a messenger RNA of Trichoderma breve, 6057 nucleotides long. Its product is annotated as ion transport protein domain-containing protein. Gene Ontology annotation, molecular function: high voltage-gated calcium channel activity; calcium ion binding. NCBI's taxonomy places the organism in Eukaryota, Fungi, Ascomycota, Sordariomycetes, Hypocreales, Hypocreaceae. Gene Ontology annotation, cellular component: voltage-gated calcium channel complex; membrane. Gene Ontology annotation, biological process: calcium ion import across plasma membrane. The transcript is spliced from 7 exons. The record is from RefSeq and is a predicted model, not a curated record. Bases 1 to 6057 code for a protein of 2018 amino acids.
AUGUCCUCCGAGCGGCCAGACGACGACCGGACGGUACGCCCGCCACCUCUGGUUUUACAAGGCGCCAAUUCGUCCGAUAACCACCGCGAGCCAACGAGGACGAAUAACGAACCUGGACUGUCGACCUACUGGCACCCGUCGUAUAGCUCGUCUUCUCAUGAUAAUUCAUAUCACCCGUUCGAUGGAGGCUCGCAGUACAUCGAAGAGUCAGCGAAUCCGUACUAUUCAGAUUCUGAUAGAGUUCCCCUUACGGCGGGAGUACAACCGAUAUCUGGCACCCAUAACGAUGACGCUCACGGAAUCCUUGCUAGGAGCAGUUUCCAGACUGUUCGUGAUGACGACAACGCUCCAAUCCGUGACCAAGAGGGAAAGAAUUUUGGACAUGGUUCGAAUUCGGGUUAUCUAUCCGCUGGUCAUCAAAGCUAUGGGUUAACACUGGAUCCUGGAGACUUUCGCCUAUCGCGAUCACCGUCUACAUCUGGAGCCUUUCAUCGCGCCGGAUCAAUUGUGAGGGCUAUGUCCCAGAGAGUUGUGAAUCUUAGCGGAGAAUCAGAUAUCACCGACCAGGGAUCUUCACGUUAUCGCUCCCGCUCCCGCGACUCAUCAAGUGAACGACCGGCCAACCCAGCAACGACGACGUAUGGCGCCGAAUCGUAUUAUGGCCGACCGGCUUCUUCGAGGGAGGAGAAGGCUAGUCAGAACCUGUUCUUGACUACCGAUAUUCCACCUCGCGCCGCUCGCGCAAAACCUCUCAAUCCCCUCAAGGGCAAAACAUUAGGCAUAUUUUCUCCAGAAAACCGAUUUAGAUUAUGGAUGUGUGAUAUCCUGGUCAAUCCAUUUACCGAGCCCUUUAUCUUAGUCCUUAUCAUCGCUCAAACGAUUCUACUUGCCGUGGAAUCCUGGCCAGACGUCUUCAGUCCUGGCAAUGAGCGUUCAGAGCGAUGGGGUAAAAAACCAAUAGACUGGACUAUGCUUGGGCUCUUUAUCAUAUUCACAUUAGAGAUUGGUGCUAGAAUUGUGGUUUCAGGGUUCAUAUUAAAUGCGGCAGAAUACAGUACCAUUGAUCGCCAAAGGGGCAUCAGAGCAGCAGUUGAAGAUCGAUACAAAACCAUUUUUCGGCCCGAGCGACAAAAGUCAACGAAAAGAGUUCGGUCAACUCAACCUCAAGCCCCUGCUUUUGCCCGCUCCUUUACAACCUUGAUGCAGGGCCCCCAGACUGGUCCAAAGACGAUUGAGGACCAGCAACGCUUUCAACUGGCACGUCGAGCCUUUUUGCGUCAUUCAUUCAAUCGUAUGGAUUUUGUUGCAGUUGUCUCUUUCUGGAUUACUUUCGGGCUAAGUAUCAGUGGAACUGAGAACCGACGCCACUUUUUCCUCUUCAAAAUGCUGAGCUGUCUUCGCAUUCUGAGACUGCUAGCUCUUACUCACGGCACUGCUAUUAUCCUGAGAAGUUUAAAGAAGGCAGCCCCUCUCCUUGUUCGUGUAGCGUUUCUUAUCAGCUUCUUCUGGCUCCUCUUUGCUAUCAUCGGCAUACAAAGCUUCAAAUCCAGCCUUAGUCGACAAUGCGUAUGGUUGGAUCCGUUAGAUCCCACCAAUUUGACAGCCUCAUUCACCAAUAGUAUGGAAUUUUGCGGUGGCUACUUGGAUAAUGCGACUGGAGCCACGCGACCUUGGGUGAAAUUCAGUACCCCCGGAUCGCUAGACAACCUGGCCAGAGGAACUGCCGAAGGGAAAGGUUUCCUGUGCCCUAGAGGAUCGAUAUGCCUGCAGCAGGAUAACCCUUACAAUGGAACAGUCAACUUUGAUAACAUCCUCCAUUCCCUCGAGUUGGUCUUUGUCCUCAUGAGUGCCAAUACUUUCUCUGACUUGAUGUAUUACACUAUGGGCUCGGAUUACCCUCAAGCGGCUCUCUUUUUUGGCGCGGCAAUCAUGAUUAUGAUGUUGUGGUUGACAAACCUGCUGAUAGCCGUCAUUACUUCAUCGUUUCAGGUCAUUCGUGAAGAAAGCAAGUCGAGUGCCUUUACGGUUGAAGCCGAACCGUCUUCACAGUCGCACGCAGACGAACGGAAACGGAAAAUUUCGCCUGCUCAGAAUUUAUACAGGAAAACCUCGUUCUUUUGGUUAGUUGUUGUUGCCUUUGCACUACUCAGUGAAGCUUGCCGUAGUGCAUCCAUGUCACAUACUCGAGAAAAAUUUAUCAACGCAGCCGAGAUUGUUGUCACUAUACUUCUUGAUGUUGAAAUCAUCAUUCGAAUUGUGGCCUUCUGGCCUAGGUUCCAUCGGAGUUGGCAGAACUUAUUUGAUUUAGCCUUGGCUAUAAUCACUUCCGCAAUUCUCAUUCCACCUAUUCACAAUACUCGGGUGUAUGCGUGGCUCACAGUCUUUCAAGUCCUUCGAGCAUAUCGAGUUGUCUUGGCAAUCCCUGUGACGCGAAAACUCAUCUUGCUAGUGCUGGGAAGCGCGGCAGGUAUUGGGAAUCUUAUGCUGUUUGUGUUUUUGAUGACCUUCUUGGUCGCAAUCUUAGCUGCACAGCUCUUCAGGGGGCAAAUCCCCGUUUAUGACGAUGACGGGAACUUGAAUCGCAUCUCAUUCAACACCAUAUUCAACUCGUUUCUCGGCAUGUAUCAAAUACUUUCCAGUGAGAACUGGACGGCUAUCUUGUACUCGGUCACCUCUUAUACCACAGCAACGAAAACGGCUUGGAUUGGUGCAAUAUUUCUAAUAGGCUGGUUCAUUUUGUCAUUCUUCAUCCUGAUCAACAUGUUUAUUGCUGUUAUCCAGGAGAAUUUUGAUGUGUCGGAAGACGAGAAGCGCCUAGAGCAAGUCAAGGCCUUUCUUCAGAGGAAGGAACUUGGGCGUACGGCCAAUAAUCUUACGCUGUCGACAAUCUUUAGCUGGGGAAAAUCUCGCCGCCGCAAGGAUCCAUUGGAUUAUGGCCCAGGCAUGAUGGAGAUGCUUCUCAAGGAUACCGUGGUACAGGAGUUUUUAGAUGAUGAAGUGGCCGACCCUCUCCGUCUUAAUCCAGAGCACAGAGGCCCGCCGCAACGGAGCACGACGAGGCUGAUGGGGGAUGGUCGGCCGGGGUUUUUAAAGAAGAUAUGGUCCCGGAUCCAUAAGAGCGAGCCCAACCCCUUUUACUCAAAUAUCCGCUUUGACGGUCCGAAUGGCACCUUGGACCCUCGACAGAUGGCUCGGCAGGCGGUAACAGCAACGUCGGCUCGCCGUAAAGCCCAGCGAGAUUAUCUCGCUCAGUAUCCACGAUACAAUACCUCGUUAUACAUUUUCCCUCCCACCAGUCGCAUCCGGCGAUUUUGCCAAAGUCUUGUAGGCCCAGCAAGAGGCCUUGAGCGCUUCGACGGUGUCGAACCCAACAGGAUAGCCUGGUACACGAUAUCGACUUUCAUCUACGCCUCAGUCUUUGCAAUGGUUGUAAUAGCAUGUGUCACAACACCGCUCUAUCAGAAGGAGUACCGAGAUCACCAUCCUGCUACCAUGACUCAAUGGUAUAUCUGGACAGACAUGGCCUUUGCUGUCAUCUUCACAAUCGAGGCUAUCAUCAAGAUAAUCGCCGACGGCCUAUUAUGGACGCCCAAUGCAUUCCUACGUAGCUCGUGGGGUAUCAUUGACGCAGUUGUGCUGGUUACGCUAUGGAUAAAUGUUGUAACAUUACUUAUCGAUGAUGGUGCCAUCUCGAGAGCAUUGGGUGCAUUCAAAGCCCUUCGAGCCCUUCGACUAUUGAAUGUUAGCGACAGCGCGCGGGACACGUUUCACUCACUCAUCAUAGUCGGAUGGUGGAAACUUUUAGGUGCCGCAUUCGUAUCCAUUUCUCUGCUGAUUCCAUUUGCCAUUUACGGCUUAAAUCUCUUCAAUGGAGAGCUAGUGUCUUGCAAUGAUUCUGGCGACAUAUCCCUCCUAUCCCAAUGUUUCGGUGAAUUCAAUAGCACUCCUUAUUCGAGCGAUUGGCCGAUUUUGGCACCAAGGGUGGCAGCAAAUCCAUAUUUCAGUUUUGAUGACUUCGGUUCGUCGCUCUUCACCUUGUUUCAGAUCGUCAGUCAAGAAGGAUGGGUGGAUGUCUCUUUUGCUGCUCAAGCAAUUGUUGGUCGCGGUAUGCAGCCACAGGAUGCGGCCAAUCAGGGGAAUGCCAUGUUUUUCGUUGUAUUCAACCUGUUGGCAACUGUCUUCAUCCUUACUCUGUUCAUCUCCGUCUUUAUGAGAAAUUACACAGAGCAGACUGGCGUUGCAUAUCUUACAGCAGAGCAGCGAUCAUGGCUUGAAUUGCGAAAGCUUCUGCGCCACAUUUCACCGUCAAAAAGCUCAUAUGAUGAAUCGGAAAACAAAUGGAAGAAAUGGUGUCACAAGAGAGCCAUUGAAAAGAGAGGCAAGUGGUACCAAGCGGUUACCGUGGUGCUAGUUUUGCAUCUGGCUUUGCUAGUUGCCGAAUUCAAUGACGAGCCAUCCUGGUGGACUACGACUCGUGAAUACGUGUUUUUACUCUUCAACCUGAUAUACAUCAGCAACAUCACCAUCCGAAUACUAGGUCUGGACGCUAGAGCUGACACAUAUGUGCAGCUGCAAAAGAUAUUCUUAGUGGCCAUUGUUCUCUUGGUGAUACCUCGGAACGACGCUCUGGAUCAGCUGUUCAAGACGGCCGCGGCGAGUUUGCCUGUGAUUGGUAACCUCCUGGCCACCUGGUUCGUCUUUUUCCUUGUCUUUGCCAUUGCAAUGACGCAGACCUUCAGCCUGACCCGCUUUGGAGACAAUGAGGGAAGCGACAUCAACUUUAGAACAGUUCCGAUGGCUUUGAUCUUCUUAUUUAGAAUGAGCCUAGGAGAAGGAUGGAAUCAAAUCAUGGAAGACUACGCCGGCAUCGAGCCGCCGCUCUGCGUCGAAGCUGAAAGCUUUUUCGACAGCGACUGCGGCAGCAAGCCAUGGGCCAGGUUCUUGUUUAUCGCCUGGAAUAUUGUCAGCAUGUAUAUCUUCGUGAAUCUGUUUGUCUCGUUGAUUUUCGAAAGCUUCAGUUAUGUCUACCAGCGUUCGUCUGGCAUGUCUGCGGUUGAUCGAGAUGAGAUUCGUAGAUUCAAGGAAGCUUGGCGGAGUGUAGAUCCAGCCGGAACUGGCUAUAUCACCAAGGAAGCCUUUCCGCGUCUGCUCGGUGAAUUAUCCGGCGUGUUCCAGAUGCGGAUAUAUGAAGCAGAGGAUUCUGUACGGCAAAUCCUGGAAGAUGUUCGCGAAGAUAUCAGGAUGUCUCGCCAUACCUCGAUAGUCUCGAUGGCUGCGCUAAAUGACAUUGAUAUCAACAAAUUAAAUGAGAGGCUCAGCCAUUUGGACGUCAAGAAGAUUCGCAAACGCCGUCAUCGAUUCAAUAUCUUCUACGAAGAAGUUCUCGUCAGCGCCGAUCCCGAUAAGGGAAUCGCUUUCACUGAUGUUUUGAUGAUUCUUGCCCAUUACAAUAUUAUCAAUGAUAGCAAGAGUCUAAGGCUUGAGGAGUUUUUGCGGCGGCGAGCACGACUACAGCGUGUCGACGAAGGUAUCCGACGACGGAUCGUGCAGGGGUUCUUUGAUACACUAUACUGGUCACGGAAAUUUAAAGCACACAUGGAGCGAAAGCGAGCCUCGCGCAUGACAACCAUCCCGCAGCUUAGGAUCCCGGAUAUUCUAGUUGAAGAUGACGAAGACGACUCUUUCUCUGCACAGACAGAAGCGAAGCUGUCACAACUUGGCACGGGUGCUGGUGAAGAUGGACACAGAAAGUCGGCCUGGCCUCCGGAGUCGAUAGCAGAUGGCGGCGCCAUGCACAAUCACCCCCUCGGCCUCCCUCGCGAAUCGUUAUCGGCAAACGAGGAGAGCGGAGGCAUUUCAACAUUCAGCUUCGAGCUUGAAAUGCCAGAUGUUCGGGAAGCGACGGUUGCGGAAUUGGAACGUCCGGUACCAGACGAUGGUAAUCUGGACUCGGUCCAGGACAUGCUGGACGGCUCAGUAUGGAUAGACAGCAUUCGACGCAGCGCGACUUUACGAAGCACAGACAGAAGCUCAUAUAGAUAUGAUGAUUUGCCCUAA